Messenger RNA from Mizuhopecten yessoensis (Yesso scallop), 1019 nucleotides. RefSeq names its product sodium- and chloride-dependent glycine transporter 1-like. The record is from RefSeq and is a predicted model, not a curated record. Gene Ontology annotation, cellular component: membrane. Bases 309 to 1016 code for a protein of 235 amino acids. The transcript is spliced from 5 exons. Gene Ontology annotation, biological process: sodium ion transmembrane transport. Lineage: Eukaryota; Metazoa; Mollusca; Bivalvia; Pectinida; Pectinidae.
UGUAUUUACUUGUCAGUCCCCUCAUACGAAGCGUGUUUAAACAUUCAUGUAUUGACUUUUCAGUCUUACGAGGCGUGUGUUAACAUUUAUUUAUUUACUUGUCAGUCUUACGAGGCGUUUGUUAACAUUUAUGUAUUGACUUGUCAGUCCCCUCUUACGAGGAGUGUGUUAACAUUUAUGUAUUAACUUGUCAGUCUUACGAGGCGAGUGUUAACAUGUUAUAGUAAAUAACGCCUAUAAGAAUAAAACUCAACGAAACCACUAGGAACACUCGUGAACAAAAUAAAAAACGAUACUUUUCAUUGCAUAUGCAUAUUCCUAAAAUGCAUGUACAAGUUAUUAUAACUGACAAGCUUGUCUUUACAUUGACAGUUUGCCAGCAUCGAAGUUGUUGUUGCGGCGAUAACGAACCAUUUCCGAAUCCUGCGGAAACGAACCAUGUUAGUGACAGUGUGCGCAUGUGCGUUCUAUUUCUUUCUGGGGCUGGUUUUCUGUACCCAGGAAUCUACGUCUAUCAGUUGUUGGACUGGUACGUUUCUGUAGCCAUACCCGUAUUUGGUCUAAUCGAGUGCCUUGUUUUUGGCUGGAUAUACGGGGCAGAAAGAUUUUCGCGGGACAUUGAAAUGAUGCUUGGUCGUGGAGUUCCUGUAUUCGUCCGGAUUUGCUGGUGUUUUGUAACCCCAGUCGUACUCUUGAUUUUGUUUGUCUCCACGUUUAUAUCGUACAAGCCCCCGACAUAUGGAGAUUACGUGUACCCGUCCUACGUUAACCUGCUGGGCUGGUGUGUCGGGUUAAUGCCUCUCCUACCCGUUAUCGUGGUGGGGGUCGGGACCGUGGCGAAUACCCCCGGACACUCUAUUAUUCAGAGGCUGAAAUCCUCGAUGCGACCCUCCCCAUUCUGGAAGCCUAUAUCUAAAAGGCAUGCGUUCGAUUAUGACGCUCACGAGAGCGCCGUGCCACUUAGUUUUUGGAAACAGGUGAAAGUUAAUAUCUUCGGGGGAAAUGACGCCAAAUGAAUU